CUGUUCUGACCUCCUGCGGCGGGAUCCAUGCGGAAUAUACAGCUUAGCUCUGGCAGUGCUGGGCGCAAUCGUCCGCGACAAAGACUCAACUCAGUACAGCUCCGGAUCUCCAUUAGACACGAGAUUGGGCUGGAAUCACGAGCUAGUCCUCGUGCACGGCGCACGGUUUGACUGGUUCACCUGAAUGUUCACGCUCAACUCUCUCCCAUCCACGACUCAACGCUUCUAAACACUCAUAUACCCCGCAUCUCACUGCGAUAGAAUACGCGCAGAUGUCUAGCUUGCAGUUUUCGUGGUCAGACAGUCUCCACGCCGCUCUAUCGUCCUGCUUCAUCUGCUUCCACUCCUCCGACUCUGAAAGCGGCCACGACAGCGCGCAGAAUGCGCACAGUACUCGCAAUAGCGCACUGAUACACACUAUGCCCCCUCCGCGCGCACGUCCAGACGAGCUCGAGGGCCUCCUCGCCGACUCGGACUCAGCGGACGCCGAGACGCUCUCGCUGCACUCCAAUCCUGGCGAGCGGCGGCGGAGGAAGCGCCGCCGCGCACGCAAGGGCAUCAGGCUAUUUGGGUUCGACCUCUUCGGCCGCCCGCCUAUACAACUGCCCGAAACUGACGACGAGGAAGACAAUCUGCUCAGGUCCAGGCGGCGGAGCCGUACAGUCUCCUCAUCGACACUCGACUCAGAUGCGUCGCCGCUCGAUCCGUCUGUUCUCGAUGAGGCGUCCGUGGCUCGUCUGGCCGCCGCUACCGCUGCAGCGGAGGAAGAGCAGCGCCGGGCGAGGGAGGAACGGCGGAAGUUGAAGAAGGAAAGAAAGGAAUUGAAGCGGCUGGCGCAGGCCAUGGCUCUGGACAUGCACGGUGCUGGAGAAGAAUCGUUCCAGGGGUUCCAGGGAAGUGGGCCUGGCCGUGUACCGUACGAAGCAUCAGAUCCUACCUCCGGUUCUGGCUCUGCAUCUCUCGCUGGUUCUCACUUCAUUGAAGAAUUCGGUCCGUUUGCUCAAGCGGAGCCAGAGGAACCCGAAGAUGACGCCGAUUUUGGCGCAGAGGAUUACACGCGUGCGGCACCCAACGCUGCAACUGCGGGAGGCAGCGCAUCGGAUUCACGCUCACGUACCUCUGCAUCCAACUCAAAUUCCAAUACUGGGUCCUCCCGACAUCACCAUUACCACUUCUCGCAAGGUUCUGCCCCUAUCCUUCCCGCGCUCAGCUCCGAGCCCUCCGACCGGAAGAAGAAACGCAAGUCGACCCGGUCGAAGUCUCUCUCCUCCAAGCUCUCCGAAGCACACUCACACUCGUCCGCAUCCGCCACCCAAUCACCAUCUAUACCUUCACCACCUCCGGAACAGCCCACCUUCGAUCUCCCCGCCAUCGCUGCAUCUCACGAGACAGAUGGUCAAUUCGAGGGCUUCCCCGGCGGGACGUUGGACCUGGCCCGUGAACAAGCAAACGCACAGGAGGGUGCGAAAGCUGCAUCGGGACCGUUCCCGAGUGUGGGCCUGCGCGGUAUUCAAAGGACCAAGAGCGAUAUGGGCGUGUUCCUUGCGAGAAGGGGAGAAGAGUAAAUGCACCCUUCAUAGAUGGAAAUGUUUCAGGUUCCAUAUGUAUUGUAUGUUUGUCCCAUCAAGUAGCUAUAUAAUGUCUCGCCAUUCAUUUAUCACCGCAUACAUAUGUACAUUUUCAUGUAUCUAAAUGGCUGUCACCUUUUCAUCUAUUCACCGUGUUUCACAUG
Laetiporus sulphureus 93-53 is the source of this 1732-nucleotide messenger RNA. RefSeq lists its product as uncharacterized. Lineage: Eukaryota; Fungi; Basidiomycota; Agaricomycetes; Polyporales; Laetiporaceae. The transcript has 2 exons. The record is from RefSeq and is a predicted model, not a curated record. The coding region runs from base 273 to 1565 and encodes 430 amino acids.